Trifolium pratense (red clover) is the source of this 3421-nucleotide messenger RNA. Its product is annotated as probable LRR receptor-like serine/threonine-protein kinase At1g06840. Lineage: Eukaryota; Viridiplantae; Streptophyta; Magnoliopsida; Fabales; Fabaceae. The record is from RefSeq and is a predicted model, not a curated record. The transcript has 21 exons. Gene Ontology annotation, molecular function: ATP binding; protein binding; protein kinase activity. The coding region runs from base 216 to 3101 and encodes 961 amino acids. Gene Ontology annotation, biological process: protein phosphorylation.
AUAUUAUAUUAUAUGGUUGGUUAUUAUCAUUAUUAAUUAAUCAUCACAUAAUGUAUGUUAAACAGAAUGAUUUAGCUUACAAGUUCCUCACGGACUCUCUAUUUUUGACUUUGGAUUUUCAUUACAAAUUUACAACUCUUAUCUCUUUCUAUCUAUAGUUUCAACAUAUUUUGACAUUUCAUUCUUCCUAAGCUACCUUCUCAGGGUAUACUGUGAUGUGGGUUCUAAGAGUUUAUGGAUAUGCUUUGGCAUUUUCAUUUUGUUUCAUCACACUCAUGGCAGCUUCACAAAGAACACAUCCUUCAGAAGUAAAAGCACUGGUAGACAUCAAAAAGAGUUUGAUUGAUCCGAUGGAUAAACUGAGGAACUGGAAUAAGGGUGAUCCAUGUGCAGCAAACUGGACUGGAGUUUGGUGUUUUGAUAAGAAGGGUGAUGAUGGUUACUUCCAUAUCCGUGAACUCUACUUGAUGACUUUGAAUCUCUCGGGAACUCUAGCACCUCAGCUUGGUCUUCUCUCCCAUCUUGAGAUAAUGGAUUUCAUGUGGAACAAUCUGACCGGCACAAUACCAAAGGAGAUUGGCAACAUUAAAUCAUUGAAACUCUUGCUUCUGAAUGGAAAUCAAUUAUCUGGUAGUUUACCAGAUGAGCUUGGCAACCUUUCAAAUAUGAAUAGACUCCAACUGGAUGAAAACCAAUUGUCAGGUCCUGUGCCCGAAUCAUUUGCCAACUUGGUCAAUGUUAGACACCUCCACAUGAACAACAACUCAUUCAAUGGUCAAAUUCCACCCAAACUUUCAAACCUAUCCAAUCUUAUGCAUUUGCUUUUGGACAACAAUAACUUAUCUGGAUAUCUUCCACCAGAAUUCUCGAAGUUACAAAGUUUGGCAAUACUCCAACUUGAUAACAAUAAUUUCAGCGGGAAUGGAAUUCCUUCUAGCUAUGAAACUUUCCCUAGGCUUGUAAAACUGAGUCUAAGAAAUUGCAGUCUGCAAGGACCUAUUCCUAAUUUGAGUUCAAUACCAAGACUUACAUACGUGGAUCUAAGCAGGAAUCAGUUCAGUGGACCUAUACCAUUAUAUAAACUUGCAGACAAUAUGACAACUGUUGAUUUGUCCCACAACAAACUCAAUGGAACAAUUCCACGAGGCGUGGUAUAUCCUCAUCUUCAAAGAUUGCAACUAGAGAACAAUUUACUGACUGGGUCCUUCCCUACUACCAUAUGGCAGAAUAUAUCCUUCAGCAGGAAGGCGAAACUUAUAAUUGAUAUUGGUAACAACUUACUUUCUGACAUUUUUGGAGAUCUGAAUCCCCCGGAAAAUGUAACCUUAAGGCUUUCUGGAAAUCCUGUUUGCAAGAAUUCCAACAUACAAAGAAUUGGCCAAUUUUGUGUUCUUGAAGGGCGUGACAUAGAUGAAGAAUUUGCAAAUUCAACCAUCUGUCCCAGUCAAUCUUGUCCAUUCGACAAUUUCUAUGAAUUUGCACCCUCCCAAAUUCAUUGUUUUUGUGCAGCACCUAUAAGAAUUGGAUAUAGGCUAAAAAGUCCAAGUUUUUCUUACUUUCCUCCCUAUAAAACUCGUUUCGAAUCAUACAUAACUGAUUCCUUAAACUUAAGCAUCUACCAGUUAUCAAUAGAUUCUUAUGAAUGGGAAGAAGGACCUCGUCUUAGAAUGAAUUUAAAAAUUUACCCUUCAUUCAACGAAUCUCACUCCAACACAUUCAGCCCAAACGAGGUCCGUCGCAUUAAUAUCAUAUUUUCAUCAUGGAGAUUUCCUCGCACGGAUUUUUUUGGACCAUAUGAACUCCUGAAUGUCACUCUUCUAGGACCAUAUGCAAAUAUCAUUAUUAAUACAGAGAGCGGAAAGAGAAAAACAGGCAUACUAGUUGCUAUUAUAAUAGCAGCUGUUGCUUGUGUUUUAGCAAUAUCUGCAUUAAUCAUGCUUCUAAUGUUUAGAAGAAAUGUGAAAUACCAGCAUUUGAUUUCCAGGAAGCGUAUGUCCUCUAGUGUAUGUAUCAAAAUAGAUGGUGUGAAAUCAUUCACUUUGAAAGAGUUGACUCAUGCUACCAACAAAUUUGAUAUCUCAAGUAAAGUCGGUGAAGGAGGUUAUGGAAUUGUCUAUAAGGGCAUUUUAUCUGAUGAAACAUUUGUUGCCGUUAAACGAGCAGGAGAAAAUUCAUUACAAGGACAAAAAGAGUUUUUGACUGAGAUUGAGCUUUUGUCAAGGUUGCAUCAUCGAAAUCUUGUCUCACUAACUGGCUACUGUAAUGAAGACGGAGAGCAGAUGCUGGUUUAUGAAUUCAUGCCCAAUGGCACCCUAAGGGAAUGGAUUUCUGGUAAAAGUAAAAAGUGCAAGGAAGGCCUAAGUUUUUUCAUGAGAUUACGGAUUGCAAUGGGUGCCUCCAAAGGCAUACUAUAUCUGCAUACAGAGGCUAACCCUCCUAUAUACCACAGAGAUAUUAAAGCCAGUAACAUACUUCUAGACUCUAACUUUACAGCUAAAGUGGCUGAUUUUGGAUUGUCGCGGCUUAUACCAUACUCAGAUGAAGAUGGUCAUGUACCUAAUUAUGUGUCAACAGUUGUGAAGGGAACACCGGGUUACCUGGACCCAGAAUAUAUGAUGACUCAUAAGUUAACUGAUAAAAGUGACGUAUACAGCCUAGGAAUUGUGUUUUUGGAGCUUUUGACCGGCAUGCAUCCAAUAUCACGUGGGAAAAACAUUGUCCGCGAGGUUAAUCUAGCUUGUCAAUCUGGCAAGAUAGAUUCAAUUAUAGACAACAGAAUGGGCGAAUAUCCACCUGAAUGCUUAGACAAGUUCUUAGCUCUGGCCCUCAGUUGCUGUGAAGACCAUCCAGAAGAGAGACCAUCAAUGAUAGAUGUGGUGAGGGAAUUGGAAGACAUUAUUGCCUUGUUACCUGAAACUGAAAUUAGUUUAUCAGAUGUUUCCUUAGAUAAUUCUGGUAAAAUGGCACCGCCGUCUUCAUCAUCAUCAUCUGCAACAACAUCAGGAUUCAUUACGACAAGAAAAGACCAACAGCACAUGUCUUCAUAUGUGUCAGGAAGUGAUCUUGUCAGUGAUGUCAUUCCGACUAUUGUUCCUCGUUGAUACCUUACUAUAUUAGUCUCGCUCACAUGUUCCAAAAAAAAUGUAAUUAUAAUUUAUACCACAUUUAAGUAUAUAUAUUUUGACAUUAAGAUUUUGAUAAUACCAAAGGUAUAGAAAGUCUAUUAGGGACUUAGUUAUUGUUUCCCAUCCUACAUAGAACUUUGUAAAUUUUGUAAAGUGUAAACAAAUUUGCUGGAAAAAAGAAGAAAAAUAACAUUAUCAAGACAUGAUCGAUCUACCAACCGUGUUUGUGUGGUUUGUUCAAAUCAUGGAAGCACAUACUUUUAUUUUCACAGUUACAAAGACUGAUGCAAUUCUAC